GGUGCUUCGGGUGCCGCCCGCCUCCCGAAGCUGCUGAGGCAGCCGCCGGCUUUCGGCGCUGCCAGUUGUCCGGGGACGGGGUGGGGGUGAGAAGAAGAAAAAGAAGGAGAAAAGUUCACAAAUUCUGACAGGCAGGGCAGCGCUCAGGCAGCAAUGGGAGUCGCGGAUCUCUGUCGCGGGCAGCGUCGCUCUCCCCCCGCCGUUUCGGGACGCGAGGUGCCGGUCCCGCUGGCUGCUAGCAGCAGUGCGGGCAUCCCGGCCGCGAGCCCGGGGCUUUUUUUUGGUGAAUUACCUCUUUCUGCCUUGCUGCAAGGUUUUCAGGUGGUUUAGUGCACUCAGAGCGUGUCCGUACGGGAGUGCAACCCAAGCGGCGCUUCACGAAGCGCGCCCCUGUGGCAUCCUGAAAGGCUGUGCUGGAGGGGUUGCGCUGUGGAGGUGCGACGUCUGCGCUCUGCACUGAAGGAUUUUUUUCGGUUUUGUGACAGGAGAGAGGUAUUGCUGAACUUCCAGAAUAAUCCCUCUGCACUCCCUCCACCCUGGGUGGAAAAAUGACCUUUAUAAGCAAGAUUGUGGCUGAUCUUUGUACCCUGGCUGUCAAAACAGACGCUCGCUGUUGACAGCUGAAAGGGUAUUUUCAUGUGCCUGUCUGCCAAGCUAUGCAGCAGAGUAAGAUCUAGCUAAUUAUAAGAGUUUUCAGUUGUUACAAUGAUACCACGGUGUUAUCCCGUUAGUGAUCACGGUCUGUGGCCAGGGCAGCGUGGUGCUGUGCAAAGCAAGGCUGCAGGUCUUGCUCCCCAUGCGGACUUGUCAUCCCCUUGCUUUCAGCCAUCUCCAGUUACUUGGAGGCACAGGACAAGGCACUGCCUUUGAUAAGGCUCCUGUCGUCCGCAUGAGAGCGAGGGAAAGAGCUGUGCUAGCGUGUGGUUAUUUGCGUGUGCAUGAGGCAUCUUGGACUCAGUCUCGGUGAAAUUUACAUGGUACGGGGCAGGAAGGUUGAGGCAUCUGUGGUUUAUCUGAGAUUUUGCCUAAAAAAAGAGCAGACAUCUGUGGUUUAUUAGAGAUUUUGCCUAAAAAAAAAAGAGCAGGCAAGAGCAUUAUGUGCACCUGCAGCUAGUCGCCUAGCUAUUGUAGCUCAGAGGAGUUUGAGUGUAGUAGUGAAUUUUUCAUGACAUCUUUUGUAAGCAGGACAGCCAAGACAGGUCCGAUUGGAAAAGGAAGGUGAGAAGCAAACACUAAUUCACUCUUCCAAGAUCCCUUUCAGUACAGCAGCUGGUCCUUUUUCUGCACCUUCCUUAAUCCCCUUUUUUUCCUUUCUCCAGCAACCUGAAUCCUUUUUCCUAAUAAAAUCCUAGUUUCUACCACUUCUUUAUGGUGUGGGUGAUGCAGUAAUCUUCCUUCUGCAGGCAAUGUUUUGUGAGGCUUUUCAGAUGCACUUCUGGAGGAGAAUGGAUGUUUCCAGCAUUAUUCACUACCUGAGAAUAUGUCAAAAAUGGAUUUUGUAGGUGACACUGAUUAGUUGCCCGCUUUCAAAAGGUGCAGUAGUACUAGCUGUUACAAGGUGAGCUAACUGUUAUUUGGCUGUACUUCUGAUUUUGCACGCUGAGUAUUCAUAAACCUAAGAUUUAAAACCCAGCUUCACCCUGUGUGCUGCCUGGAGUUUGAGGAUAGUUUGAAGGUAUUUUCACCUAACACUCAUUUAUUAAUGCAAGCUUACGGUAAGGCGCAAAGAAGGAAACUUAAAAUUUUUGACCUCAGUGUGUGGUGCCCUUAAAAAUCAGCAAGGCCCCCUAAUUCAGAUUAAGACCUGGGAGUUUAUAUGUGGGAAUCUUUUGUUCUGAUUAACACUGAAAUGCUCCCUUGGUUUCUGCCUGUGACAUUACAAGAGGCAUGAAGUCCUCUCUGUGCCUGGCAUUCUCCUUCAGCUCAAAGACCUUAUUGACUGCAGAAAGUAUUUACUUCUGACCACUUUCAGAACUGACUUUUUGGGAGAAGAAUGGUCUUUAAUGAUGACCUUAAUGCUCCUUACAUAAGCCUCCUGUGUGCCUAUAUGGUGAAAUCUUACUCUCAGGAGUAAGUACACCUUAAAGUAAUUGCAGUGAGUAACAUGGAGCUGUGGGACUGCCCUUGUUUAUUAUGAGGGCUGUUGCACAGUGAAGCAUUCAUGGCUGAGUAGUUCUUUCAGUCCCAUCGAAAGAGCAGCUUGUUCUCUGUACACCUGUGGUGCUGCUGGUAUUUUUUCCAUUUGCUGCCUCUCUGCACCGAGCAGUGUUUUUACAACAACCAGAAGGAUACAGACAGUGCAGUGUGCCAUGGAGAGGCAGACCAAGCCCGUUGACUUGGCAGUGUCCCUAAGGGACUGUCCCCUUGCUAGGGUGACCAGCUGCACGGCUUGCAUCUAUGCCCUUGCUCCUGUAACAAAACAUGGGUGUGUGGAAGAUGCCACUCAGAAUACCUCGCAAAACUGAGGUGUUUGUUUAGCUUGAGAGAGACCCAGCUGAACUCAUUCCUGCUUGCCCGGGAGGUGGGAGAGCUGGGAGGAAGAUGGACACCCUCCUUGCUGACUCUUUGUGGCGAGUUUCUCCUUGGAUGUUCUCACAGAACCUUAGGGGAGAAUGGACCCUGGUGAAAACUGCCUUCCUAGGGGAUCAACCAAUGUGGUUUACCAAGCGCACCAUGUCAGCAGGAGUAAGAGAGGACAAGUUGUCGGUACCAGGGGUGGAUUCCGAGGCUGCACGGUUUGGCUAACAGGCCUUUCUGGAGCUGGUAAGACAACCAUCGGCUUUGCUCUGGAAGAGUACUUGGUCUCUCAUGGCAUCCCCUGCUAUUCCCUGGAUGGUGAUAACGUUCGGCAUGGCUUGAAUAAAAACCUGGGUUUCUCAGCCGGAGACCGUGAGGAGAACAUCCGCCGCAUUGCAGAGGUGGCCAGGUUGUUUGCUGAUGCUGGGCUCGUCUGCAUAACGAGUUUCAUUUCUCCUUUUUCAAAGGAUCGUCAAAAUGCACGGAAAAUUCAUGAGGCAGCUGGGCUUCCUUUCUUCGAAAUCUUUGUAGAUGCUCCUCUAAAUAUUUGUGAAAGCAGAGAUGUAAAGGGACUGUACAAAAAGGCAAGAGCUGGAGAGAUCAAAGGAUUCACAGGGAUUGACUCAGACUAUGAGAAGCCUGAAUCUCCUGAACUAGUGUUGAAAACAAACGUUGCAUCAGUGUCUGAAUGCAUUCAGCAGGUUGUGGAGCUCCUGCAGACACAAAACAUUGUGCCCCGCGCAUCGAUUAAGGAUGUUCUUGAGCUGUUUGUACCCGAAAAUAAACUUGAUAGUGUCCGAGCUGAAGCAGACAUGCUACCAUCCAUAGAGAUCACGAAGCUGGAUCUGCAGUGGGUGCAAGUGCUGAGUGAAGGCUGGGCCACGCCACUGAAGGGCUUCAUGCGCGAGGCAGAGUACCUGCAAGUGAUCCAUUUCGGCACCCUGCUGAACGGAAAGAAUCCCUCUGUAGCUGACGGCGUUAUCAACCUGACCAUCCCCAUUGUGCUGCCAGUUUCCACGGAGGACAAGCAGCGGCUGGAGGGCUGUGGAGCACUGGCACUCAGCUACGAGGGGCGCAAGGUGGCGAUCCUGAAGAACCCCGAGUACUUUGAGCACAGGAAGGAGGAGCGCUGUGCCCGCAUCUGGGGCACCACCUGUGCCAAGCACCCACAUGUCAAAAUGGUGAUGGAGAGUGGAGACUGGCUGGUUGGUGGAGAGCUCCUUGUGCUGGAGAAAAUCAAAUGGAAUGACGGACUGGACCAGUACCGGCUGACACCACUCGAUCUCAAGCAGAAGUUCAGAGAAAUGAAUGCUGAUGCUGUCUUUGCGUUUCAGCUGCGCAACCCCGUGCACAAUGGGCAUGCCCUGCUCAUGCAGGAUACGCGGAGCCAGCUCUUGCAGAGGGGCUACAAAAACCCUGUGCUUCUCCUGCACCCCCUGGGUGGAUGGACCAAAGAUGACGAUGUCCCGCUGGAAUGGCGAAUGAAGCAGCAUGCAGCGGUGCUCGAGGAGCAUGUUCUGGACCCAAAAUCAACCAUUGUUGCCAUCUUCCCCUCUCCCAUGCUCUACGCUGGCCCCACAGAGGUACAGUGGCACUGCCGGGCUCGCAUGAUUGCUGGGGCCAACUUCUACAUUGUAGGGCGUGAUCCUGCAGGCAUGCCUCACCCUGAGACCAAGAAGGACCUCUACGAGCCUACACAAGGAGGGAAGGUCCUCAGCAUGGCACCAGGCCUGACCUCGGUGGAAAUCAUCCCCUUCCGAGUGGCUGCUUACAACAAAGUGAAGAGGGCUAUGGAUUUCUAUGACCCCAAAAGGCACGACGAUUUUGACUUCAUCUCAGGAACACGCAUGAGAAAGCUUGCUCGUGAAGGUGAAAACCCACCAGAUGGCUUCAUGGCCCCCAAAGCUUGGAAAGUCCUAACCGAGUACUACCAGUCACUGGAAAAAAAGAAUUAACAGUACUUCUAAAAAUACUUGUAUUAAGAGUGAGCAAUGAUUGAUUGAUUCCCUAUGAUACCGAUCAGCUACUUGAUGUUUUCAAUAUUUUGACUCGUAGGGCUUUCCUGCCUGGGUCAGAGAGUUUUUUACUAAUCGGAAAUACUUUGAGCUGGGGCCUUCUCCCCUUGAAGCUGCCAGGAGCACCCUGAUGAUGGAGCUGGAAGGAGCGGGCAGCCGGCCCUUUGCUCCCAGCACAAUGCAGCUCUGGGAAGCCCAGUGCAACACCAGCUGGGGCUCUCGGUGCUGCUGGCACUGCGCUCUGGUCCCUGCUGCAGAGCCAGGACCUUGGCACCAGAAUAAAAAUGUGCCCCUGCAUGAAGCAGGAACGAUGAAGUGUUUUUCCUUUACCCCUCGCCCAGUGCAGGAGCAGCUGCUGGGGCGAGAAGUGGUUGCUGCUGGCACUUGGUGCUUGGAUCCAGUUGCUCCAGUUGCUUGGAUCCAGAUUGAGCCUUAGACAAUUUUUGCUAACAGAAGGACUUUUUAAGUGCCUUUUUUAACUGUAUCUUUUUAAAUAGCCUAGACAAGUCACUUGCUUGCUGUUCUUCCUUUCUUCUUCCUGCUUGACCCAUUCAGUCAGAAAAAAAAACAAAAAACAACAAACAAACCUGGACUGGUCUUUGCUGCUGCUCUGAGCUCACUGCCCCAUGAGUCUGCAGCGUGCCCAACCCCAGCGAGGCUGCAGAGGGUGCUGCCUGGGCUCAGGGUCUGGUGGGCUGGCAGCCAGGGGAAGCUAUCCUUAGGGGGAUGUUGUGGAGCACAAGAGAUCUUCGAGAAAGCUCUGGAACACAGGGGAAUGGUAUGGAAUAGUCAGGGGCCACUGCACUUGUUAGUUACCACAGCCACCAGAUUUCCUGACUUUUGUACUUGUCCUUUUUCAGUAGAUGUCCCAGCACCAGUCAGCAUGUGUUUCAAAUGAAAUGGAAAUAAUGUUCUCCUCUCCUUAGUGCUUGUUUUAAUUACAAAUGUAUCUACGCUCAGUAAAAACAAUCCUGCUUCUGCUUGUAUAGCAAGUGGCACUUAGUAUAGCAAGUGGCACCUCCAGCUCAAACGUGUUUUGGUGUGGCCAUGAUGCAGUGUCUAAGACUACAUAUGCAAUUGGGAAUGUUUUUGUAAGAGGUGUUUUUUUUUAUUUUUUAUUUUUUUUAAUUAUUCAAAGGGAAGAACACAAAGCCAUAUUAUACCUCAGAAAAAUGCUGCACCAACCAUGUUAGUAGCCUUUCAGCAUGCUAGCACCAGUGCCUUUCCUACUCAGGCCCUCUGGCAGGGACCUGGAAAACAAAAGCAAUACUCCAAUUUAUAAUUGCAAUAUUUGCCAUUUUUUAAGUAGUGAAAUAGUGCUGUUGCCUCAUUCUAAAACAUUCUAAAAUAAUCAGUUCAAAAAAAAUGCAGUAAAUCCAAAUGGUUAUAGCAAAACACAAAUGCUGUAUUAUUCUUUUAAAAUAGCUUAGUAUACUGAUUACCUCUGAUUAAAAUAGAGUAUGCAGACUAGUUUUUUAUAGUGUAUUUAUUAAAGACAUGAGACUGGAAUUUGUACCUCAACUGAUGCAUCUUAUGAUUUAAUAUAUUCUGAACUUCAUACUCUACUAUGAAACACUCACUUUUAGUACAAAUAAAUAUUUAUACAAGUAA
Anas platyrhynchos (mallard) is the source of this 6143-nucleotide messenger RNA. Lineage: Eukaryota; Metazoa; Chordata; Aves; Anseriformes; Anatidae. The record is from RefSeq and is a predicted model, not a curated record.